This is a messenger RNA of Nannospalax galili (Upper Galilee mountains blind mole rat), 962 nucleotides long. It is a transcript of the gene Smim17, whose product is annotated as small integral membrane protein 17. The transcript is spliced from 6 exons. Lineage: Eukaryota; Metazoa; Chordata; Mammalia; Rodentia; Spalacidae. Bases 395 to 751 code for a protein of 118 amino acids. The record is from RefSeq and is a predicted model, not a curated record.
UGAAUUGAGUGAGGAGCAGAGGUGGAAUUCCUGGCGGGCUUCGAGUCGGAGUUUAGUCUUGGCUUGGGGAGGUCCGUGGGGUGGUGACCGGUCGGCGCCCGUGUGCACUGGCAUCUGUGGAGCUGACACGCGUAUUGUGUGUGUAUGCUCUUAAGUGAAGUCCUCUAAAGAGUCAGGAAGAAGUAGAAGUGACAGGAAUUGAGCUUGUUCAAAGCAUGUCCCCGGUCUUUGCGUUUCUAAACCAGAUGUGAUCUCCUUUUUGGAACAAGCAAAGGAACCCUGGGUGACGAAAGGAGGCCUGUGCCUGGUCCUCAGGUUCUGGAUCCUGUGCCUGGGAUAGGAAGCUGGAACAGGAGAAGGGGAAGCCUGUUUUAGAAGACCUACAUCCAGGGAGAUGCAGAGCCUCAAGACUGAGCAGACUCGGGGGCUGCUGGAGCCAGAGAAGACAAAGAUGCUGCUGCCUCGAGACAGCAGGUCCUGGGAGAAGCCAUCCCAUCCCACCUUCUCCAAAGACUGGGAGGCUGUGGAGGUCGGGGCCUCCAGCUGUGACCUGGAUGAGAAAGAUCUGUCUUCUCAAGAGACUGGGCUGUCCCAGGAGUGGAGCUCGGUGGAGGAGGAUGAUGAGUCAGAGGACUCGCAGGGCUUCGUGGAGUGGUCAAAAGCCCCACAGCAAACAACCAUUGUGCUGGUAGUGUGUGUGCUGUUUCUGUUCUUGGUUUUAACAGGGAUGCCCAUGAUGUUCCACAUUUAAUUAUCACAGUAGCUGCUGUUUUGAAAUACAUGCCUGGUGUCACCUUAAGGAUCUGUCCUGGUUAAAAACCAGGAAUGGGUAAUAAGCAUUAUCAAAUGCCUUUCAAACAUCCAUUGAAAUGAGCUUUUAAAAGAUUUUUUAUUUUUAAAAUUUAUUUUAUUUUUAAUUAUGUGUCUAUGUGUGUCUGUGUGGGUAUAUGCAUGUGAGUGAA